Molecule: messenger RNA, 1257 nt
Organism: Penicillium subrubescens
Lineage: Eukaryota; Fungi; Ascomycota; Eurotiomycetes; Eurotiales; Aspergillaceae
Exons: 4
Coding region: 1-1257 (418 amino acids)
Biological process (GO): nucleoside metabolic process
Molecular function (GO): catalytic activity
Source: RefSeq, a predicted model, not a curated record
AUGGACUCGUUUCCCUGUCUUGUCAUUCGAGGCAUGGGCAACUACGCCGACUCUCAUAAAAGCAAAGCCUGGCAGCCAUAUGCAGCGGCAACGGCGGCCUUCUACGCAAGACAACUUCUACAAGUGAUACCAGGGCAAGAGGUUGAGAGUCUGCCUUUGGCCAAGCAGCGGAAGAUUGCGAGAUACUUGACUGGAUCACAACCGUCAAUUUUGCAUCUCAGCAAAGGGACUAUUUUCAGACGACAGCCUGGGACCGGCGAAUGGUUCCUUAACUCUAUCGAAUUCCAGAACUGGCGCCAAGAACGCCGAAAGACCAUGUUUUGCACUGGGACUCCAGGGGCUGGGAAGACCAUCAUCACUUCGAUUGCAAUCAACGAUCUCCUUCAAAAUGCCGUUAACGACGAAGCCGAGACACGUUUAUCUUUACCGACAGAAGUGAAAAUGCUGUUUAAGCAUCAUAGCGAAGGAACACUACAUUUAAUCGAGGAGGUAUCAGCUACCCUCGUCGCUGUGGCGAUGAGCUACUCGAGGGUAUUCAUCUUCAUCGACGCCCUUGAUGAAGGUCCGAGCUCUGAAGGUGGUCUCGAGAAGCUUUUAGCAGAAUUCAAAUUACAAACCAAGUGCGGAGCUAACGUUUUGGAAACAUCGUGUGAGAGUACUGAGAUACAGAAAUAUUUUGGGAACAAGAAGCUAUUUCGAAUUUAUGCGCUUGAGGACGACGUGACAACAUACCUCGAGCAAAAAAUGAUGCUCCAAGAUCCAGAAAUUUGGGACAAUGCCCUAAUGCAAGACGUUAAGAGGAAGGUUGUUGGGACUAUUGAUGGAAUGUUUCUACUCGCGGAGCUUUACAUCAAUUCAUUGACUCCUUUACCAACGAAAGGGCAUGUCAAACAUGCUCUGCGAAAGCUCAAAAAGGGUGCUAUUGGAUUGAAUAACCUCUACAACGAUACAAUGGAAUGGAUUGGGAAUCAAAUUCCAGAGAGACGAGAAGUUGCAAAACAAGCACUAGCCUGGAUAUUCUUCGCGAAAAGACCGCUCAUGAUUGCUGAGCUCCAAUCUGCUCCUGCCGUCAGACUUAAUUCCGGGUCUCGGCCCAGGGCCGUCACCAGACACAGCAAACAGGAAGACACAAUUCCGUCUGCUUUUGAUGAGCCAUUUGAUGCUGAACAUCCAAAAUACUGGCGGUUGUGUCUAAAUGAGCCGCUACUGAUGUCCUUCGGCGACCGGCUUCAACCGCGAGUACCAAGAGGAAUGUAA